AUGCGCAAAGAAGCGUCCUCCAGUUACACGAGCGCGAUCUUGGUCAAGAGUAAAGAGGAGGAAAAUGCCAAAGAGCUGGGUAGCGCGCCCUGGACCAAGAAUGACCGGGACAAAGAUGACAUGGAUAUGCUCGAGAAGGGCAAGACGGAAGCAAGCAGCGAGACUUUCUGCUUCCACUCCGAAGACGAGAUCCUCUACAAGCAUGCGCUGAAGUGUUGCAACUACGAGUACGGUAAGGCGAUGAAGGCACAGGCGAUGUAA
Aplosporella prunicola CBS 121167 is the source of this 261-nucleotide messenger RNA. RefSeq lists its product as uncharacterized. Lineage: Eukaryota; Fungi; Ascomycota; Dothideomycetes; Botryosphaeriales; Aplosporellaceae. The transcript is spliced from 2 exons. The coding region runs from base 1 to 261 and encodes 86 amino acids. The record is from RefSeq and is a predicted model, not a curated record.